AUGGAAGACAGUAUUGUUGAUGACCAAGAAUGGCAAGAAAAAGUUGCUGUUCUACGCUCCGGUAUUGAAAGACUAACUUCCAUGGUUCAAGACUUAGUGGCUGCUCCGAAUCAGCCACUAACCCAAGCUCAGACUACUGUGAUCUCCGAGAUAGAGAUUGCUCAGAUUCCUGUAAUCCCUACAAUUCCUACAACUACUAGGCCAUAUGGGAUAGAUAUGGAUUUCCAAUUGGCUGGACAACAGAUCCCUGUUUCACAGACAACAAAUCCUCAAGCUAUUAUGACUGCUACUCGUGCUGUUGUAAACACUGUUUCCCUUCACAACGAACAGAUUUCCCAUGGCGCUCCUUCUAAAGGUAUGGGUAAAAUGGAAGAAUUUGAAGACCAAUUUAUAGAGAUGCAAAAAGAGAUCAAGGCCCUUAGAGGAAAAGAUCUAUUUGGAAAGGAAGUGAAUGAUUUAUGCUUGGUUCCGAAUGUCAGAGUUCCGACCAAGUUUAGACUCCCAGAAUUUGAGAAGUACAAAGGGAAUUCCUGUCCUCACAGUCAACUAAUCAUGUAUGUAAGGAAAAUAUCCAUGCACACCAAAGAUCAACGCUUGUUAAUUCACUACUUUCAAGAUAGCUUAUCUGGAGCUGCUUUGAAAUGGUAUAUGGGUCUGGAUAGUACUCACAUAUGUACUUUCCAUGACCUGGGUGAAGCUUUUAUCAGAAAGUACAAGUACAAUAUUGAUAUGGCACCGGACAUAGAUCAACUCCGUGCUAUGUCCCAAAAAGAAAAAGAGUCCUUUAAAGAGUACGCGCAAAGAUGGCGUGAAAUAGCUGCUCAAAUCGUUCCUCCCAUGGAAGAGAAAGAAAUGACCAAGGUAUUCCUUAAAACACUGAACGCAUUUUAUUAUGAGAAGAUGGUAGCAAGCGCUCCCAGCGACUUUACUGAAAUGGUAAACAUGGGGAUGCGGAUUGAAGAAGGUAUCCGAGAAGGUCGCCUAGUCAAAGAAGCUAGUUCAUCACUAGCUAGUGGUGGCACCAAAAGAUUUGGUAGUAACUUUGCCAAGAAGAAGGAAGAAACUAAUGUGCUGAAGCCUCAGCCUCAACAGCCUCGACAACAGGCUCCUCAACAAAAUCAACAAAGGAAGUAUCCACCUUUUGAUCCUAUUUCGAUGACUUAUACGGAAUUACUGCCUUUGCUUAUUCAAAAGUAUCUGGUUCAGCUGAGGGAUCCUCCUCCUCCUCCUUCUAAUCCUCCAUUUUGGUACAAGGCGGACGCUCAUUGUGCUUUUCACAAGAAUGCUCCAGGUCAUACUGUGGAAAAUUGUUAUCCUCUCAUGAGUGAAGUACAGAAACUGGUCCGAAGCAACAUGCUCACCUUCAAGGAUGUUAAUCCCAAUGUUCAAAAUAAUCCACUACCUAACCAUGAGACUGUCAAUGCAAUACAUACUCAAUCCGGUUAUGAAUACUUACAUGAUGUUCGCGAAUCAACUCGAUCUUUGGUACAAAUGCACAUUGUAUUCUGUGGACUUAACUAUUUUCCUCCUCACGAUUACAAUGCUUGUUUAGUUUGCUCAGACUCCAUUCAAGGGUGUGAAAUUGUGAUCAAUGACCUUCAGAAGUUACUGGAUAGAGGAGUCAUCAGUAUAUCAAGAAGGAAAAGAAGUGAAUAUACUCAUUAUAUUAAUAUGGUGCAAGGAAGCCCUGGGAGGUACCAAGUGUGGGAUAUUCGUUUCAUCAGAGAACCAUUGGUCUUAUUGCACAUAAGGCUGUGUCGGUUGGCUUUCUUUCAACAUGAUCAUAAUGCCUGUAGAGUUUAUUCUGUGAAUCCCCGAGGUUGUCGUCAAGUCAGAAGAGAAAUUCAGAAGAUGUUGGACGAGAGGACUCUCCACCUUACUUAUGAAAGAGAUGAUAACUUUAACAUGGUGACUGCUGAGUUUCCAAUCCCCGAAGUUGUGGAGAUAUCCUAUGAUAGCCAAAACAUGGCUGCUAUUCCUCUCACAAUUCAAAUGCCAAAGCCAUUUCCUUACAACUCAAGUACUAUUGUUCCUUGGAGAUAUGGUGCCACCAUCAUAACAGGGAAGGAAGAAGUUAAGCCUGAACUUGAGUCGACUAUUGUAAACAUUGCUGAUGUAAGCUGCAUGACUCAAAGCGGUCGUUUAUUUGCACCAAUUCCUUCUAAGCUAAGAAGUAAUUUGGCUGCACAAGUUCCUCCUCAAAAGGAUGUGCCUAGGGAAGAACCUGUUAUCCCUAAACCCGUCUUUGAAACUAAAGAUGAUGAUGCAGAAGAAUUCCUGAAUUUAAUCAAGAAGAGUGACUAUAAGGAGUUUGAUAAUGUUGUUUCCAACAUCACCGUCAACAAUGUGUUAAGCUUUAGUAAAGAAGAACUUCCCCCGGAAGGACUGGAGCACAAUCACGCCCUACACUUCUCCAUGAAAUAUGGAGAAGAUACCUUGAAGAAUGUGCUGGUUGAUACUAGUUCAUCCUUGAAUGUCAUGCCCAGGAGCACCUUGGAAAGACUGUCCUAUCAAGGGGCAACUAUAAGGUUGAAUGGGAUUGUUGUUAAAGCUUUUGAUGGUUCAAAGCGCACCGUGAUCGGAGAUGUUGAUCUUCCUAUCCGCAUCAUACCUUAUGAUUUUGAAAUCACUUUUCAAAUAAUGGAUAUCUACCCCGCUUACAGCUGUUUGUUGGGAAGGCCCUGGAUCCAUAGUGCUGGAGCUGUUACAUCCACUCUCCACCAGAUGCUGAAGUUUGCUGUGAAAGACAAGUUGAUUACUGUUUAUGGAGAGCAAACUAUGUUCGUAAGUCAUUUAUCUUCUAUCCCUAAUAUGGAAGGAUUUGAAGCUCAAUUCCAAGCUUUGGAAAUUGUUAAUCCUGAAUACGGAAAGAAAGCUGGUUCGUUUAUUUCAUCCUGGAAAGAUGCCCAAAAAGUGGUCGCCCAAGGAUCAUACGAAGGCUGGGGGCAAGUUAUUGAACUUUCCACCAACAAAGACAAAAAUGGUCUAGGAUUCACAUCCCAGAAGUUAAAAGGAAAGGGAUCUGAGUAUGGAAGCUGCAGCAAGACUCUGCAUGAAACUUUUCAAAGUGCUGGCUACAUCAACCCAAAUAAAUAG
Messenger RNA from Vicia villosa (hairy vetch), 3096 nucleotides. RefSeq lists its product as uncharacterized. The record is from RefSeq and is a predicted model, not a curated record. The transcript is spliced from 3 exons. The coding region runs from base 1 to 3096 and encodes 1031 amino acids. Lineage: Eukaryota; Viridiplantae; Streptophyta; Magnoliopsida; Fabales; Fabaceae.